ACGCAAACAAACGAAACCACUACAAUCAUAUUUGAAUACUUUCGUUGACUAAUUGGAAAUAUUAAUUUUUCUGAUCUGUAGACUGUUUUCACGUGGUAGUUCUUGGCUUCAGAGGUACGUGUAAGACUCCAUUUGUUUCCAACUUAGUGACAAAGUGAUUGCAGUGCGCGGUUGAUCGUGAAAUGGAUGAAUCGGCGCAGCGGGAUAAGCGACUGCAAGAACUGGAGCAAGUGGAUAAAGACAUCAUUCAGCUAAUCAGUCUUGCAGGUCAGUGCCUGCAAGAGCUGUCCAAAGAGAAGCCCGUUUCCAAAACAGCUGAAGGACACUGUACGAAUUUCUUGAAAACGCUGGAAGGAAUCGACAGAACACUCGCACAACAGGUCUCUCACCUCCAGCAAAUCUCUACGGGAGUCACUCAUGAAGGCACGCAUUAUGACUGCUCUAAAGAGCGCGAGAUUAUGCUCCGAUGCGAAGGUGAUCUGGAUGAAAUUUUGCAGUAUUUAGUGCAACAGAAAGAGCAGUAUCUCGCCAGCACUUUGCCUGAUCCGGCCGCUAUGGAGUCGGAUGAGGUGGUUUUCGAUGAAACUACAACCGUACGCACACCCCAAACAAUGUAAAAUCAGGCUGAUAACUUCCAGCCAUGAGUAUAAGUGUGGUUUGCGGUUCUAGUUUUAUAUUUAUUUAUGAUCUCGAUACUUUGCAGUCUGUCCUGUUCAAGUUUUGUUCUUCAUUCCGAAAUGGUUUUGGAGGCAACAUAAAAAUUUCUUGAUUUCA
Molecule: messenger RNA, 774 nt
Organism: Paramacrobiotus metropolitanus
Lineage: Eukaryota; Metazoa; Tardigrada; Eutardigrada; Parachela; Macrobiotidae
Product: mediator of RNA polymerase II transcription subunit 11-like
Exons: 3
Coding region: 183-617 (144 amino acids)
Biological process (GO): regulation of transcription by RNA polymerase II
Cellular component (GO): mediator complex
Molecular function (GO): transcription coregulator activity
Source: RefSeq, a predicted model, not a curated record